Penicillium lagena is the source of this 1173-nucleotide messenger RNA. Its product is annotated as WKF domain-containing protein. The transcript has a single exon. The record is from RefSeq and is a predicted model, not a curated record. Lineage: Eukaryota; Fungi; Ascomycota; Eurotiomycetes; Eurotiales; Aspergillaceae. Bases 1 to 1173 code for a protein of 390 amino acids.
AUGGCGAAAGACAGCUCUAAAAGCUCGACGACACCACCGUCCAAAAAAAUCGAUCGGAAGGCUAAACACGCUAAGGAAUCGGAGAAUGCACAAGCUGCAGACGCGCAGGAUGACGCAUCCAUGGUAGAGAAGGAAGGUGGGGAGGACAUCACCGAGAAGAAGAAGAAAAAGAAGCGCAAGUCCAGCGAUCGCGCAGUCGCCGAGGAUGGAGAUGGGGGAAAGGAGAAGAAAAAGGUGGAGAAGAAGAAGAAGCGGCGGCAUGCUGGGGAUGAGGAGGACAGUGGUGCCGAUGUGUCCAAAGAGGAGAAGAAGCCGAAGAAAAAGAAGAAGAGGGUUUCCUUUGGACCUGGGACUAAGGCAAACGAUGGUAGUGACGCCGAGGACGCGACAAUGAGCACGGCGACCAACGGCGACGAGGCAGAUGCAGAUGCAGAAGACAACAACGACGCAGCAAUCGAGGAAAUGAAGAAACGCAAGCGCGAGAAGAAGAAAGAAAAGAAAAAGAAGAAUGAUGGAUCUUCUCCAACGACGACGACGACGACAACAUCGCACCUCCAUGAGACUCCCAUCCUUUCCUACCUGAGCCGCUACCAUGCAGACCGCGCGUCAUGGAAAUUCCAAAAAAAUCGCGAAACACACCUCUUCAAACACCUAUACUCGCUUGAACAUGUCCCUGUUCAGUACAAUGCUGCACUGCUGGUCUAUCUACAGGGGCUGAAAGGUCUAUCGGCGAAGGCGCGGCUCAGCUAUGGCGCGGAGGAGGUCAUCGUUGCUGAUAUGGAUACUGAGAAGAAGAAAGAUGGCGAGGGUCAUGGAGAAGAAGAAGGUAGCGAGGGUGGAGAAUACCAGCAAGCUGUGGAGGCCUUCCGGACUUGUCUGUCUGAGGGCAAGGACGAUGUCAAUGCUGAGGAAGUUGGCGAGAAACUGGGGGCCGAUGGACAGGCCCGUCUGAAGAAGAGACAGCGAGCAGAGCUAGUCUUUUUCGCGGUUGCGGGUAAAUUGUUCAGUGGGGAGCAGUCGAAGCCGGUGUCUGAUAAGCAGACCAAGGCGCCUGGGGCGAACAAGAAGAAGCGGAAGAACAGGACGGCCAUUGUUGAGAUCUCGAGCAGCAGUGAGAGUGAGGAGGAUAGUGAGGAGGAUAGUACUAGCUCGAGUGGCUCCUCGUCUUCCUAG